Molecule: messenger RNA, 1711 nt
Organism: Truncatella angustata
Lineage: Eukaryota; Fungi; Ascomycota; Sordariomycetes; Amphisphaeriales; Sporocadaceae
Product: major facilitator superfamily domain-containing protein
Exons: 2
Coding region: 1-1656 (551 amino acids)
Biological process (GO): transmembrane transport
Molecular function (GO): transmembrane transporter activity
Source: RefSeq, a predicted model, not a curated record
AUGACUGGCAAUCUUCUACGACAUGAAGGCGACACUGUCCCCAGAAAAGAUGGUCCUGCUGGAGAAAUCAUAUCUGGGGUUGCUGUGGGACAUCCCGUAGAACAACUCGAAGUUGACGGCGGCGCACACAAUGACGAAGUAGAAUAUCCCACAGGCAUCAAGCUCUGGUCCGCCAUGAUAUCGAUCUUCACGGUUUCCAUGCUACAUGGUUUAGACCUCACCAUUGUCGCGGCUACGGUACCCAGCGUGACAAACCAGUUCAAGGCUAUCGAGGACAUUGGGUGGUACUCCUCAGCGUACUCGGUCAUGGCCGCCAGCUUUGGGUUCUUUUUCGGCAAAAUAUACGGCAUCGCCUCGGUGAAGUGGCUGUACCUGGUCUCUGUCAUCAUAUUCGAGCUCGGGUCGCUUUUCUGUACCGUGGCUCCCACGUCUUGGUUCUUCAUCCUCGGCAGGGCCAUCGCCGGGAUUGGAGCAGCAGGGAUGCAGCAGGGGUCUCUCAUGAUCCUAAAUCAGUGCUUCCCGAAGCAUAAGAGACCGAUGUGGACUACGGCUGUGGGCGCAUCGCAGAUGGUCGGCAUCGUCAGCUCACCCAUCGUCGGAGGUGCAUUGAUUGACUGGAUCAGCUGGCGAGGCUGCUUCGGUAUCAACCUCCCGUUCGGUGUCGCUGCAAUAUUGCUCAUUUUCUUCGGCUUCGAAGAGAUCAACAAACAGUCCGGCGCGGAGCUUACCUGGAAGGAGAAGGUCAAGGGGUUCGAUGCGCUGGGAACUGUACUGAUGGUGCCGUCUUUGACGUGCUUGUUUAUUGCGUUGCAAUGGGGAGGUAUUAGGUUUGGCUGGAAUGAUCCGCGCAUCGUGAUCUUAAUUAUUCUCUUCGUAGGUCUCCUCGUUGGGUUUGGAUGGCGCCAACAUCGGCUACAGGAGGCAGGGACGCUCCCACCACGAAUCUUAAAAAUGCGGUCAGUCCUCGCUGGGACUUGGUAUACUUCAUGCGUAAACAGUACUCUGGCUGUUACGGAGUAUUACAUUACCAUUUACUUCCAGGGUGUAAAAGGAUACACUGCAACACAAUCUGGAUUGCUCAUGUUGCCCAUGUUAGUAGGCAUGACCAUUGGUACUCUGAUUGGUGGUUUUGGGAUCACCAAAAUUGGCUAUUAUAAUCCUUUUAUGAUUGCGACGACUAUAUUGGCUCCCAUCGCUUCUGGUCUACUCACGACCAUCGGCCUGGAUGACGAGCCAGUCAAGGCCGCCUGCCUUCUUGGUUUUCUUGGCGUUGCCAUGGGGUUUGGUCUGCAGACGCCAAUCAUCUCCCUGCAGACAACUAUGAGUUCCAAGGACCUCUCUACAGGUCUUGCAACACUGUACUUUGGGGCUACUAUGGGCAAUGCUGUUUGGAUCGUCGUUUCAGCCGCUUUGUUUCAAAAUCGACUUAUUGAAGAGGUUGCAUACUUCAGCCCGUCGACUAAUGCCACUUUACUGAAAGGUGCUGGCCUUUCUGAGAUACGUAAGAUCGUAGGAAAUGAUCGCCUACGGGACGUUCUUCUAGGAUACGACGAGGCCGUCACACAGACACUGUAUCUGCCAUUAGGCCUUUGCGCUGCCACCAUUGUGGGAUCUAUUUUUACUGAGUGGCACUCGGUUAAGAAGAAGCAGGAAUAAAUAACAUAGUCUUUUCAAGAUUCGAGAAAUAAUGCGUGUUCUUUCCUUUUUUCUU